This is a messenger RNA of Diabrotica balteata, 2291 nucleotides long. The record is from the annotation of a GenBank genome assembly. Lineage: Eukaryota; Metazoa; Arthropoda; Insecta; Coleoptera; Chrysomelidae.
CUAUGUCAAAGAGACGAAUUGAUGUAAUGGAUCCUUUCAUCAAAAAGAAAAGAGAGGAACGUGGUAUAAGUACAGCUGUAACAACCGCUGUCUCUGUUAAUCCUUAUUCAGGAUUACCAUUUACACAAAAGUAUCAUGAGCUGUUUAGAAAAAGAAUCGGUCUACCAGUGUUUGAAUACAGAGCAGAUUUUAUGAGACUUCUAAGUGACCACCAGUGCAUAGUUCUCGUAGGCGAAACAGGUUCUGGUAAAACAACUCAGAUACCACAAUGGUGUGUAGAAUAUUCAAGAACAGUAGGCCAAAAAGGUGUUUGCUGUACGCAACCUAGGAGAGUAGCUGCUAUGUCAGUUGCUCAGCGAGUUUCAGAAGAAAUGGAUGUAGCUCUGGGACAAGAAGUUGGUUAUAGUAUUCGUUUUGAGGAUUGCUCUUCAGCUAAAACUAUAUUGAAGUACAUGACAGAUGGUAUGUUGUUACGAGAAGGUAUGAGUGAUCCAAUGUUAGAUGCCUACCAAUGUAUAUUACUUGAUGAAGCUCAUGAACGUACCCUAGCCACAGAUAUUUUAAUGGGUGUGUUAAAAGAAGUGAUUAAGCAACGUAAAGAUCUAAAAUUGGUUAUUAUGAGUGCUACAUUAGAUGCUGGAAAGUUUCAACAUUAUUUUGACAAUGCUCCUUUGAUGAAUGUCCCUGGACGUACACAUCCUGUAGAAAUCUUUUACACACCAGAACCUGAAAGAGAUUAUCUAGAGGCUGCCAUUAGAACAGUGAUUCAAAUUCAUAUGUGUGAGGAAAUAGCAGGUGAUAUUCUGCUCUUUUUGACUGGACAGGAAGAAAUUGAAGUGGCUUGCAAGAGAAUAAAACGAGAAAUAGAUAAUUUAGGCCCAGAAGUGGGAGAACUGAAGUGCAUACCCUUGUAUUCAACACUACCUCCAAACUUACAGCAAAGAAUCUUCGAAGAUCCUCCACCAAACAAAGCAAAUGGAGCAAUCGGCAGGAAAGUUGUGGUCUCUACAAAUAUUGCAGAAACUUCUCUCACUAUUGAUGGUGUUGUGUUUGUAAUUGAUCCAGGUUUUGCCAAACAAAAGGUGUAUAAUCCUAGGAUAAGGGUCGAAUCUCUACUAGUAUCACCUAUUAGUAAGGCUUCAGCACAACAAAGAGCAGGUCGUGCUGGUAGAACAAAACCGGGAAAGUGUUUUAGGUUGUAUACCGAAAAGGCUUUCAAGAAUGAGAUGCAAGAUAAUACAUAUCCGGAAAUAUUGAGGUCUAACUUGGGCUCUGUGGUGCUCCAAUUAAAGAAGCUUGGCAUAGACGAUUUAGUCCAUUUUGAUUUCAUGGAUCCACCAGCUCCAGAAACACUGAUGCGUGCCUUGGAGCUGCUCAACUAUUUGGCAGCCUUAGAUGAUGAUGGCAACCUUACGGAUCUUGGUGCAGUCAUGGCAGAAUUCCCACUGGAUCCCCAAUUGGCUAAGAUGCUGAUAGCUAGUUGCAAUCACAACUGUUCAAAUGAGUUGUUGUCCAUAACAGCGAUGUUGUCAGUCCCACAGUGUUUCGUACGACCCAACGAAGCGAAAAAGGCCGCCGACGACGCCAAGAUGAGGUUCGCCCACAUCGACGGAGACCACCUCACGCUGCUCAACGUCUACCAUGCUUUUAAACAAAGUAUGGACGACCCUCAAUGGUGUUACGACAACUUCGUCAACUACCGUUCCCUCAAAUCUGCCGAUAACGUGCGACAACAGCUAUCCAGGAUAAUGGAUAGGUUCAAUCUAAAAAGGACGUCCACCGAAUUUACGAGUAAAGAUUACUAUAUAAAUAUUAGGAAAGCACUCGUUAACGGCUUUUUCAUGCAGGUCGCUCAUCUUGAAAGAACCGGACAUUAUCUUACAAUUAAGGACAACCAAAUAGUACAACUACAUCCAUCCACUUGUCUAGACCACAAACCUGAAUGGGUAAUUUAUAAUGAGUUUGUGUUAACUACAAAAAAUUAUAUUAGAACUGUUACUGAUAUAAAACCUGAUUGGCUAUUGAAAAUAGCCCCACAGUAUUACGAUCUGAACAACUUCCCGCAAUGCGAAGCAAAACGACAGUUAGAAAUUAUCCAAAAUAGAUUAGAGUCAAAGCAAUUUCAACAAGGCUUUUAAGGCUACAAAAUAUAAUAGGAGUAUUUGUAUCGUAACCUUGUUCGAGUUUAUCGCAUCAUAUUAUGAUUAUUUAAUUAUAAAGUGACACAGAAUGUAUUAUUAAUAAUUUCAUUCCAUAAUAAAUAGAGGUAACUCUUAAUGGAGUUACUAAAC